Messenger RNA from Colletotrichum costaricense, 210 nucleotides. RefSeq lists its product as uncharacterized. The record is from RefSeq and is a predicted model, not a curated record. The coding region runs from base 1 to 210 and encodes 69 amino acids. The transcript has a single exon. Lineage: Eukaryota; Fungi; Ascomycota; Sordariomycetes; Glomerellales; Glomerellaceae.
AUGAAGAUCUCGGCGAUGCUCUUAUUCUAUCUUUUGCAGUAUUUCCCUCUUCUUUUUGUCUAUCCAAAGCGGUUCGCUUUCUCUCUCUUUUUUUAUUUUUAUUUUUCUCUGAGUCUCUUCGGGAUCAAGUCCGGGCGCGAAAGCUCAAACCGAAUGGUGGCCGCGUUGAUGGGCGCACGAGUGGCGGGCGCACGUGGGGAAUGCAGGUAG